AUAUUUUAUUUAAUGGCUAUUUAAUUAUAACGUAAUUACUUUAAGAAGAAUAUAAUAUUACAUUACAACAAUUUUACUGCAUUAAUUUUUAUUGUGAAGAAGAAUCGAUAUUGCCUUCGCCGAUUUUCCUUGUUUUGUCAUUUGAUGUAGCUCAGAGUAGAACAAAGUAACUAAAUUCCACGUUGUUAUUAGUAUUGCACUUACCAGAUAAAAUGCCUUGUCCCCUGUUAGCAGAUUCUAUCACUCUAGAGUUGGAAGCACAAGAGCCAUGGCCUCAGCCAAUUACUUUGUAUCAACCAUACGAAGUUGAACAAAUAUUAUUACCUGACAAUGCAAAUUGUUUAGCUGUACAAGCUUUCCUUAAAAUGUGUGGCCUUGAUUUUCAAAUAGAACCAAGAAGCAAUGCAGAAUAUAUGUCCCCAUCUGGCCGCAUACCAUUUAUUAAAUGUGGGGCAUUUUUAAUAUCCGAAUUUGACAAUAUCGUAUCAUUCAUAGGAAAUAAAGGCAGAAGUUUGUCAACNCAUUUAUCUGCAACUUGCAAAGCAGACAUGAGGGCUUAUAUGUCAUUAGUGAAUAAUGUUUUUGUAAAUGCUGAGCUAUAUAUCUGUUGGGUUGAUGAACCAACUUUGAAUGAAGUAACUAAAGUAAGGCAUGGGAGUGUAUAUCCAUGGCCAUUAAAUCACUUUUUAAAUUGGCAAAAAAGAAAGGAAGUGAUAAAGAAACUCAAUGUACUUGGCUGGUAUAAUAAAACUAUAGAAGAAGUAUGUAAGGAGGUUCAAAAUUGCUGUACAGCAUUGUGUGAAAGAUUGGAGGGUAGUGAUUAUUUUUCUGGAGAGAAGACACCUAAUGAAUUGGAUGCCCUAGUUUUUGGACAUAUUUUUACAAUAGUCACAACACCACUACCUGGUAACAAACUAGCAAAUAUUGUCCAGAGCUAUCCACUGCUAGUGCAUCUCUGCAAACGCAUUGAAACUAGCAUUUUUUCUCCUCAAGCGAUACGGGUGAAAUAAAGUAACAAAAUGUUGGAGGCGAGAAUUAAGUAAUACGACUUUGGAGAUUUCUAAAUAUAUGUUCUUGGAAAUCGACAGGAAUGCAUAACCGAUAAAAGGUAUCCGUAAAUUAGGCGUUUUACAAAAAUAUUUGUCAGAUAUUGUUAGAAACGAUAAUGUUAAAUCGUUGUUUAUUUCUCCAAUGACAAUUGUUUUCAAUGUAUUUUUUGUCAGCAUUUAUUUUUAACUUAAAUCAUUGAAGAGAAUUAUGUACAAUAACAACCAUUCUGAUAUUAAGUAUAACUAUAUAUGUGUUAAUUGACAAUAAGUAUCUUUUUAUCAUAAAAAUUGCAUAUAUUUAACUAAUAAUAUUUGUUAUUUUGUGUGCAUUUUAAAUAACUUAUUCACAUUUUGUUUUAAUUUUAUUUUAAUUGAAAGUUUUUAUUAGCUACAUGAACUAAUUUAUAUUUAUGUGUAAAAAGUAUUUAUAUCAUUACUAAUGUACAUUGUUUUCAAUGUACAUCUGUAUUACAUAGAUCUUUUACACGUUAUAAUAAAACUCUACUUCUUGUCUAGUCAGUUCAUUAUAGCAUACUUCUCUGUGUGAAAUUGUAAAACAUUCUUAGAUAUCAUAUGUAAAAUAAUAUAAUGAUGUAUAAUAAGAGCUAAAUUAAAUGUAAGUUAUUGGAAUAA
Messenger RNA from Bombus pyrosoma, 1682 nucleotides. RefSeq names its product metaxin-2-like. Gene Ontology annotation, biological process: mitochondrion organization. The record is from RefSeq and is a predicted model, not a curated record. Gene Ontology annotation, cellular component: SAM complex. Lineage: Eukaryota; Metazoa; Arthropoda; Insecta; Hymenoptera; Apidae.